Messenger RNA from Diospyros lotus (date-plum), 822 nucleotides. RefSeq names its product dirigent protein 11-like. NCBI's taxonomy places the organism in Eukaryota, Viridiplantae, Streptophyta, Magnoliopsida, Ericales, Ebenaceae. The record is from RefSeq and is a predicted model, not a curated record. The transcript has a single exon. The coding region runs from base 16 to 681 and encodes 221 amino acids.
GGGGGACAAGCUGGCAUGACAUUUGACGUUUUUAAAGUGAAACCUACCAAUUUCACAUUUUCACCGGAAACAUCAUUUGAAUCAGCAAUCAUGGCUCUCUCUCCCCGCCCCUGUCUUCUUCUUCUUCUUCCUUUUCUUCUUCUCCUCCUCCUCCUCCUCCAUUCCACGGCGGCAUCCGCCUCUCACCGCCACCGCCACCGCCACCGCCACCGCCACAUCAAGGGGCUGAAAUCCAUCCAUUUUGCGCUCUUUCAACACGAAACCAUAAACAAAACCGGGUACAUCGUAGUGAACGGCGUGGCGGGGCCAGGGGUGAGCCAAACCACCACCCCUUUCGGGACCUUGUUCGUGUUCGAAGAUCCGAUGACUCUCACCGCCAACCGAACUUCGCGAGUGGUCGGCACGGCGGAGGGGACUUCCAUAACCUCCGGCCUCGACGGCCUCCGGAGUGUUUCCAUCGCGAAGGUUACUAUGAGCUUGAAGCGCCACAAGGGGUCGAUCUCCAUAGUUGGCGGCACGCAUAAUAUCAAGCCCUCCGAUCACCCCGUCGUCGGGGGGACCGGGGACUUCUUGUUCGUGCAGGGGUACGUGAGGUCGUCGCCGGUGGAUUUGACAGGCUUGACUGUGGUCUACAGGAUCGAGUUCCACCUUUACUGGCCUCCAUAUGCAGCCGCCUCGUGAAUUCACUAGAAAAGACAAAUGAUCUGAUGUUGGCUUGCUUUCUAAUAAUGAAAUUUAGGCUUAAAAUAUUGAGUUUUUCUAUUGCAUCAUGUAUGAGAUAAAUACACAAUAAUAAUAUCCAUCUAUCUCUUCUUAUAUCUA